Molecule: messenger RNA, 3729 nt
Organism: Nerophis lumbriciformis (worm pipefish)
Lineage: Eukaryota; Metazoa; Chordata; Actinopteri; Syngnathiformes; Syngnathidae
Product: zinc finger protein 827-like
Biological process (GO): regulation of gene expression
Cellular component (GO): nucleus
Source: RefSeq, a predicted model, not a curated record
GGAAAAAAGGCGAGCUGGCGAGCUGGGGAGGAGGAAUGCUCCAUCUGCCCUGUGCUCUGUGACCGAGCCUUCAUCCUGGGCUGUGCCUGGAAGAGCACAUCUCGUGGCGGCUUCCCACUAUUGCAAAGUGGAGCAGACGCCAGAAGACAAUAAGGACUUGUCCUCCUAAGACAUGACUGGUCUACAUUAAGUGUCUGCCCCGGACUGCACCAUCCCAGCCAUGACGCCCGGCACCGGUCAUUGAGAGGAGCAAAUGUUCAUCAUGCUCUCUCCUCUGUGCGGCCGGGCACCUUCACAUCUUAUUUUAGCAUCGCUCCUCGUGUGAGUGUGUGGACCUCCUCCCUCCUUGGAAAAUGAAGCGUGGGUCGAGCGCUUUACGCCCUCCUCCUCCACCUCCGGAUGCGGCCCAACGACUCACACAGUCGGUAAACAUGCACACACACACUGACCACAGAGCUGACAGGCCGCACGAGCAUUCCAACAACAGGCUGGACACUCGUGCCGCAAGUUCGAGCCCCUUUCUGGUAGCCACCUCUCUCUUCAGCCCUGAUGUCAGCACCAAGAUGGCGUCUGACCUUCUCAUCAGGCUGUCAGAGGCGACCCAGAAGGCCCUGGUGCAUCCUGGAAGUGGAGCUGAGGCUGAGAGACGAGAGGCCUUGCCGGAGGGACAAGGGGGGCAGCAGGACGAGCCUGGCCCGGCUCUGUCCCCGGACGGCCCCGGAGCGAGUCCCAAUCCGCCCUCGCUCACGCUCACUCCUGAUGGGGACGCCGCAACGGACACGUUGGCUUCGGACCUCCUGAGGAAACUGGCCGAGAGUCAGGUCGUCACCCCGCCAGGCGUGAAGGUCAAAGAGGAGGAGGAGUCCAUGGAAAUCAACACGCUAACAAUGUCAGAUCUCAUAAGAGACUCUCCAAGCAUAAGAGGCCGCCAUCUUGUCGCCGUCAAAAGAGAACCGCUCAACUGGAUGGGAAUGGCAGAUCCACGUGGGAUGUGUGCUGCAAGCUGCCGAGUUCCUGACAGCGGGCUUACAGAUGGGCCGCUCGCAGUCAAACAGGAGAAGACGGUCCUCAGCAGACACAUGGAAGAGGAGACCCGAGACAAGUUUUUAUCUGGAGUCAGCACAGAAGAGCAGCUUUUCUUUGGAGACCAGUUGUGUUCUGGAGCCAAAAUGGUGGAGCAGUGCCUGCGGGCGGCGCUCUGGCAGGACAUGUCUGUCAACCUGGCGUCCACGCUGCUUUACCAGCUCUCAGGUAGACACACACUCAAUCCACUUGUCAAUCCUUUCUUCACGUUGUGUUCUUGGUGUCCAGAGCGUGUCACUAAGUCCAACAGUCUGCCGGCACAAAGGACAAGCCCCCCCACCAGCAGUCUAGUCCUAAAGGCAGAGCCAACAUGGACCAGCCGCCCUUUGGACUCUCCCCAUGGAAGUUCAAGCAGCAUUAGAAGUGGCAGCUUCUUCUACAGGUGUCACGUGUGUGGCUUCGAGACCGAUGGGCGCCUUCUAUUUCACAAUCACAUGAUGGAGCACCGACAACGGGAGCGUGGCUCCUUUUCACUACGCUGCUGCGUGUGCGACCACUCGACCACGCAGGAGGCGGCUAUGAAGGUGCACGCCGACACGCAUUUGCUGGUGGGAGUCAACAGAUGCCCCUUCGCCCCUCCUGCCAGUAGUGCACCGACAGUUGCCACGGCAACCCCGCUGGAGACGAGCACCUCAGAGCAUCGCUGCCGCAUCUGCCAGAGGUCGUUUCCAGGGCAACAAGAGCUGCUGGUUCACUUCCAGGGUCAUCGCCAAGGCAACCAGUACCGCUGCGAGCGCUGCGGCCACCUGACACGGACCGCCAAUAAGCUGGUGGAGCACGUGCGCGUGCACACGGGGGAGCGGCCCUUCACCUGUGACCUUUGCCCCUACAGCGCCAAGCGGCGGGACAGCCUGCGUCUGCACUGCAAGGUCAAACACGCAUCGCGUGGCGUGGCCACCACGAGCGCCGCUGCCACCAGUGUGCACACCCACCGCUCCUACGCGCACGGAAAUGACCCCAGCAAACAUGUGGGGCGGCUUCACAGUGACGUGGAUGCCGCACACACCUCUCUUCCUCCCUCGCUAUGCGAUGGAGGCUGGAGGCGGGAUUUGUCUCCUAUGGUGUCAAUCACCACGCUGCUCGCGGUCAAAGCUCGCUCUCCUGCACCGCCCUCCUACUCCCCCUUUUCUUCCAACAAACUUUCCUUCCUGGGCUACCUUGGCCUGACGUCUUUGUGAACGUCUUCUUCUGACCUCUUUUCUCAUGGCUGCAUGUCACCACUGCUUUUCACCUUUUUGCUCUCCUUGGUAUCUUCACCUCCUUGGCUGCUCAGGACUUGUUGAGCGAUGGAAGUAAAGCUCACUACCAUAUCAAGUCCAUGCAAACGUCAUCAUUGACGUUUGUUAGCAUUGUACUUGCUAUGCCUGCUUUUAGCCAAUCCUGACUCCUUUUAUUAUCGUUAGGACAAAAAGGUAUUCCUGAGUCUAAAAUGCAUAUAUUAUACAAGUACAAAAUAAUAUGUAAAUGUUUUUAAUUGAUUAUAAAUAAACUGUAUAUUAUAAAUAGUUUCUUAUUUGUAAGUUCAUAUUUAAUUUUAGUAUUUAUUGUAUAAAAAUAAAUUUUUCAAUAAUUAAUGUGUUUAUUUUUAAUUAAUUGAUUAUUAACACAAUUUUACUUGUUUUUUGUAUGUACAGUGGUCCCUCGCCACAUCGAUUCGAUUUUUUGGGGGGAUAUUUAAAAAAAAAAAAAAUUCAAGCAUGUUCAAAAAACCUUUGGGUCUUAAAGCAUUUUCAAGCAUAAAAUGGCCUAAUAAACUGAAAAUGUCAAUAUUACAGUAAUAAUGGCCAUUAUAUGAGACAAGAGCACGCAGUAUUUUGGCCACUGAUUGGCUCAGCCUAAGGCUGCAUUACUAUAUUGGAUUAAAAGAAAGGUGACUUAAGGGUGUUAUUUCAUGUGUAGGAGGCUCCCACAAUGUUGGAAACCUACCUUAAUUAGAAGAUCAUACAUAUUUUGUAUGCUCUAGCUAUGAAAUAUUUGAUUUAUAAUGAGUGAUUCCCACUUAAUGGAAAUUAAUUUAUUGUGGGCAUGUUCAAAACCACUUAACGAGGAUAAACGAGGGACCAGUGUACUGUGUGUGUAUGUCUAGACUUUUGGGACACGGUGUAUUGUCUGCCAUUCUUGGGAAAGCCAGCUUCCAAAUGAGCGCAAUGGGAUGUAUUUUUGCUGACAAGACAAAUAUGUCGUUCAAACAAAGCCAUGGUGCAAAUGUUUGUGUUUUUUAGCCACAGCUAACCAUCGUUAGCAUGAAUGUGAUUAUCAAGGACUAUCAUCUCAUCAGUUUAUUGAAACUGCCUGACAUUUUAUAAAAAAGAUCUUUUGUUAAGUUGACACUUUGUAUCUUUCAAAUGUUUCGCUGACAAGCUUCACUAGCGUCAUCGAUUGCUCAUGUUGGAGCUUUUGAAGGACAGACAUGCUCCUUUUAAUCUUUGUGUUCGAUAUUAACACUCGUGUGCACUUUGUCUGCUUGCUGACACAAAAAGUCGAGUCAUUGUAGAAUUUUGACAUCUAAUGAUUGUUUCUUUGCUUGUAUUAUUUUCACCACUGAGCUAACGGAUCCAGCACGCGCAGCUCUAAUCUAUACCACGGUUGGCCUCCAUCUAGUUUUGGCUGGAUCUUGUUUGCUUUUGCUUGAUCAAUAAAGUGAAA